AUGUCUACUGAAAGUGAUCGUAGGUUGCCAUUGGGCGAGUUGACGGGUUCUAGUUUAAAUAAGCUAUCGAAUGAUAAUGGUGUGUACAAGACAGCGACUUCACUUCCCUCAAUACACUCUUUGAUUGAUCAUACACCAGCAAGAAAUAUUACCUAUGAAACCCCAUCGAGGAAUCCUGUUACAGGAAAUAGAAAUUUUAAUGAAGUAUCAAAAAAAUUACAGAUUCGUUUACAACUUGCAUAUUAUAAAUACAAAACGAAACAAACAGAUUUGAAAUUCUCUGAGUUGAAAUCUUUGUCCAAUACAGGGGUUAAUUUAACACUGAGAACUAAAUCAGAACCAGUAGUAAAGAGGAGAAAAUUGCUCGUUUCACAUGGUAACUAUAAGACUCCUGCAAGAUCCAGUACUCGAAAGUAUUUGACGAUGUCUGCAUCUUUAAACGGCUCAGCUACGUCUAAUGGAGAAUAUUCCGGUUUACAGACAAGCAUAACAUCAAAUACAAAUACUAGCAUCAUGUUUCAUGUGAAAACACCCAUUCGAAACUUUGAGAUCCGCGAUAAUAACAGUAGCAAUACUCCACAACGUAAAUAUGCUCAAAAACAAGAAACUCCAAUGAGUGUUAAAGCUGCAAAAUCCUUACUUUAUCUCUUUACAAGUAACAACAGCAACAACACCAAAUAA
Messenger RNA from Kazachstania africana CBS 2517, 681 nucleotides. RefSeq names its product Nrm1p (gene NRM1). The record is from RefSeq and is a predicted model, not a curated record. NCBI's taxonomy places the organism in Eukaryota, Fungi, Ascomycota, Saccharomycetes, Saccharomycetales, Saccharomycetaceae. The transcript has a single exon. The coding region runs from base 1 to 681 and encodes 226 amino acids.